GUUUGGGUGAAAGAGCAUUGCCAACUAAAUCGGUUCAAACACCACAAAGGAAUUGCAUCGAGGCGGACCGCUGCAUUGGGCGGCCGCCGAGAAUUGCGCCACAUGAGCCGCGUGCACCAAGAUUCAUGCCAAAUCGGUCAAAGGUUCUAUCUUUUCUCCCCCUAGAUUCUUAAUCAUCAUCAUCGCCCAUUUUUUCCCAAUUUCAAUCCGAAAUCUGCAUCGUCCCCUUUCUUGAUUCCUGGGUUUCCUCCGACGGACCGUAUUCAUCGCCCGUGUUCCUUUUUUUGUUAUGCGUGCCCGCGAGUUUUGACGGUGGAUUGCGUGAGAAGUUAGAUUCGGGGCAUUCAGCAAUUGGGUUUUUGAAUCUUUAAUUUUGAAUCUUGUUUCGUUAAUGGCGAUUGUCUGAUUCAUUCGGCGUUUGUUGUUGGGAUUUCUUGUCUAGCUGAUAAGGGUUUCUGGGCAUGCCUUGUUUUUUUGGAUUGAUUGGUUUGGCUGGCUAGAUUUUGAUUGGAUUUGUCUGAUGGCGAUGAAUUGUGGCGGGGAGAGCUUGUGUAGUGGGAUCGAGAUUGAGAGUAGGGGUUUCAUGGAAGAUUGCCCGGACAGGAAUCUUGAUUGUUUAGGCAAAUCCUGGGGAUUUGAUUGUGGCAAGGGGAAGUUAACAGACGAUGUUGCUGAUUUGCUGCCUCGCGAUCCGUUUGGCAUGGAUAUUAACACAACCAUGACCGAACUCUCUGGCAUCACCGGUUGGAUUGAGAACAUUGAUGAUCAGUUAUUUUCCGGCCAUCUGUUUUUGGAUUGUAAUAUGGAGGGGAUAAUGGAUAUCAGUUACAAAAUCAAAAACUACUGGAUUUGCAAAGCCGAAUCAUCCAAGAAUCAGGGAUCCUCUGCAGCUGUUUUUGAUGGCGAAGGAGGUGACCCUCCGGAUGGCAUGUUUCUUGCUCUCUCUUAUCUGGGUGUCGAAGAUCUUCUUUCUGUGGAGCAAGUAUGCAAAUCCUUGCGCGAUGCAGUGCAAAACGAUCCUCUUAUAUGGAGAAGUAUAAAGAUAGAUCAUCCUUUGAGUGAUAAGAUCACAGAUGGGGCUCUGUUGCAGUUGACAAACAGGUCCCAAGGACAGCUUUGUUGCUUGAGUCUCGUGGAGUGUUUGAAGAUCACGGAUGGUGGCUUGAAGAAUGUUCUUGAGAGGAGUAAAAGGCUCACAAAGCUUUGCGUAGCGGGGUGCAUGAAGCUCAGCAUUGAUGGGCUUUUGUCUAGCUUAAAAGUCUUCAAGAACACGGGAUACCCGGGGAUAAAGCGUCUAAGAAUAGGUGGACUCUUUGGUGUGACAAACGAACAUUACGAAGAGCUGAAGCUACUUCUUGGAGUGAUGGAUGACACCUGCCAGCUGUCGACCGCCACCCAUAAACCGCGGUUUUACCGGGGUGGCCAGCUGUAUCUCUCAGUGGACGAUGAACGGGCCAUAGACAUUGAAAUGUGCCCCAAGUGCCAGCAGCUCAGGCUGGUGUACGAUUGCCCCUCGGAGAGCUGCCAAGGGGCCCCACUGCAGGGCGGCGCACAGCUGUGCAGGGCUUGUACUCUGUGCAUCUCUCGUUGUAAAAGCUGCGGCUGCUGCCUGAGCAACUGCGACUACGAAGAGACAUUCUGUCUGGAAAACCUGUGUUCGGAUUGCAUAAAGAAGUUUUUCCCCAACCACCCGUUCUUGCGCCCAACGGGCAUUUUCUUCAUCUGUGGCUAGAAGAGCUCAACCCAUCCACCGUUUUUUUGACUUUUAGGCCGGGCCGGGCCUGGAUUAUAGCCCGUAAACCGUAAGCCGUCUGAUAUAGAGACGGAGGGGCAGAAGCAUCAACAGGCUGGAUAUUCUUAUAGUUGUUGAGAUUUCCAUCCUCUGUACUAGACAAAAAAAAGAAGAAAAAAAAAGAAAAAAAAGGAUUAGGCACGAAGCUCGGCCUAAGCCCUCGUCGGGGCCCACAAGAAAUACAUCACGGGCGGUUGGAGCCUUGAAGACGGAGUGGAGUCGGUUCACGCGAGUCGUCGAGGUUUGGAAUCCGAAAUCAAAAUGUUCAUUCAGAAAAGAUGAAACAUCAGAUGAUGAGGAGUGAAAAUGUGAAGGAAGAAAAAAAAAGACAGUGGAAAUGUGCAAGUGGCUGGGGUGAUGGACCAGACAUGGGACAAAAAAACAAUGAAUUUCAAAUGGCAAUAAGGUUAAAUGUUGUACUAGCGAUGUUGUCCCAACUCUCAAAGGGUCAUUUUAGUCAUUUUUCUUUGGUGUCAUGACUUUGAUAAUUGCCAUUUAUUAGGCAUCCCAUCUUUCAAUGCCACUCGCGUGUGCCAAAAAUCAUGGAGCUCAUUUUGGGUUGUUGUGGCAAAAGAAGAAGAAGAAAAAAAACUAUCUUAGUAGUACUAACUAACUAUGGCAUUCAUUACAUUCUCCCUAUUAUAUAUUGCCUUUUGUAACAAAACUUCAUUGUGAAA
Molecule: messenger RNA, 2469 nt
Organism: Cuscuta campestris
Lineage: Eukaryota; Viridiplantae; Streptophyta; Magnoliopsida; Solanales; Convolvulaceae
Source: the annotation of a GenBank genome assembly